AAUCUUCUCACAUUGAGUGCAUUACUUACCUAGGUAUUCACCACCAACGUCCAACUUUUCCCAACGUUACUUAAUCAGACCUACCUUCAGUUAAACGUCUUAUGUAUCCAAAAUGCGACGGGGUUCUUUCUCAUUAAACGAUUUGCCUGCUUGGUGUGUCCUGAAUAACGUUACCUUCCUCGACGUGAAAGUUGCCGACAUAAAUGGUCGGGGCUAUGGUUUGAUAGCGGAAAGGGACCUGGUCGAUGAAGAUGGAACUGAUGACAUUCCCGCUCUCUUGACAAUUCCGAGAGACCUCAUUCUUUCAGCCGAAGGCGUAGAAGAGUAUGCUAAGGAAAACAAGGACUUUCGACAACUUCUAGACAUAGCAGGACACCGGUCAACUAGAGGUGACAUCCUAUUAUUCCUUCUAGUACAGCUGGUCUUGUCUUCACCCGAUUAUAAGGGCGAACAAGGACCAUUGACACCGUGGACCCAAUAUUUCAGUCUCUUGCCGUCACAUGUACCAACCCCUACGAUGUGGACCGAGUCGGAGCUUUUUCAUUUGAAAGGAACUUCACUGGAGUCUGCAGUGUCUGCCAAGUUGGUGGCAUUAACGAAAGAGUUUGAUGAUCUCCGCGCGAAGGCAGCUAGCCUGCCUUUUUGGGAUGAAAUCUUCUCAGUCGAUGAAUCGAUCACCAUUCAAGACUGGAUUCUCCUUGAUGCCUUGUAUAGAUCUCGCUCUCUCGGUUUACCCCAGUCUGGAGAAGCGAUGGUACCGUGCCUCGAUUUGGUAAACCAUUUCAGUGAAGCAAACGCUUAUUUUGACGAAAAUAAGAACGGCGAGGUCGGCCUUCGUCUACGUAAGGGAUGUAAUGUGUCAUCUGGCAGCGAAAUUACUAUCAACUAUGGAAUGGAUAAGUCGCCAGCAGAAAUGCUGUUCAGCUAUGGCUUUGUUGAUCCUGACUCAACUGUCAAUAGCCUUGUCCUACCCCUAGAGCCAUUAGACGAUGAUCCGCUUGCGACAGCGAAGCUUCACGCUUUUGGUGCAUCGCCAAAGUUGAAGCUGGCAGAAGGUGAUGACGGCAUUCCUCAUUGGACCGCGCCUUUCGUGUAUCUCAUGUGCGUGAAUGAAGAAGACGGGCUACAGUUCAAAGUCUUACAGGAGACGGAUGGAUCUCGUCAUUUAAAGAUGUUCUGGCAAGACAUCGAUGUCACAGAUGAGCCCGAUACGAUCAUAAAUCAUAUUCGUAACCACGAAUUGUACCCGAUAUUUGAAUUACGGGUUUUAACAGUUCUCUUCAACAUCUUUCAGGGGCGACUUGAGGAGCUUACUAGCAGUGGAGACGAGGAUAAGAUGCCAGGAUCAAUAAGGACAGAAAUCUGGCAAGCCGUCUCCCAUCUCAAAUCUCUCGAGACAGGCAUUCUCAAAAAAUGUUUAGGAAUCCUUGAUGAAGAGAAAACUCGGUUAUUUGAAGAUGAUAAAGUGUUGGAGUAUCUAAAUCCAAUGGUGCCUGAUUCAAACGAUGCUGCCGCCGAAGCCGCCAACGACGAGGAAGAUUUCAGCUAGAAUCUCGGAGCAUAAUUCUCGUCUCGUUUACCUGCUGAUCCUACUGCGCUCGACAUAUCAUCGUGUUCUUGAUGCGAUAAGUAAACACCCUAGCAAAUCUUUUACUGUAUUUGCACGGUUGGGAAGCAAUUUGAUGGCCUCAGAACUGGGACUUAAGCACCUCCUCGUUAAUGUGGUGUGACAUCAUACUAGGUAUGUACCGUUUUGAUGAACUUGUUACCCUACUAGAGAACCAGGAGCGGGAAUGGUUGACUUUGCCAACUGGUUUCAUAUGACGGCUUGUAAGGCAGCAUGAUAAUUUCAGAGUUAAAACUGCUUACAUGUCGUUGAUCGAUUUUCCAACGGUCAGAAAGCAAUCUGUAUAGACGCGCCUAGCGGUGCUGAGCGUCUCUUUGGGCUCAUAAUUCGGACCGAGAGCCCAGAGCCAAUCCUAGGUUACACAUGUUCGACAUUGCAUUUAUACAAAUAAUUCAAUA
This is a messenger RNA of Annulohypoxylon truncatum, 2025 nucleotides long. Its product is annotated as SET domain-containing protein. Gene Ontology annotation, cellular component: nucleus. Lineage: Eukaryota; Fungi; Ascomycota; Sordariomycetes; Xylariales; Hypoxylaceae. The record is from RefSeq and is a predicted model, not a curated record. Gene Ontology annotation, biological process: peptidyl-lysine monomethylation. The coding region runs from base 113 to 1549 and encodes 478 amino acids. Gene Ontology annotation, molecular function: protein-lysine N-methyltransferase activity; protein binding. The transcript is spliced from 5 exons.